AUGUGCACUUUGGGGCAACAGAAAGAGGCUCAACAAAUGCUGACGGAGAUGUUGGGGAACAACAUACCUCCUACCACUGAGACCUACAACAUGUUGAUUGAUAUGCACUGUAAUGGCAAGAAUGGACAAAUUGACGAGGCAAUUACAACAGUGAAGCAAAUGGGGAAUACUGGAGUGGUCCCUGAUAUUAUUACAUACAGUAUCCUAAUGGAUGGUUUCUGUGAAGCUAAGGGCCUUAGAGAAGCGAUGGACAUCUUCUCCUUUCUCACAGCUAGAGGGCUGCAUGAUGUGUAUGGUUACAACAUAAUGAUAAAAGGGUUUUGUAAAGAAGGGUUGCUAGCAAAAGCCGAUGAAUUACUGAAGAAUAUGGAGGACAAUGGAUGCUUUCCAAAUGAAUGCACUUUCAAUACAAUUAUUAGAGGAUUUAUAGAUGGAAAGGAUGUUAAGAGAGCUUUAGAGCUUAUCAGCUUAAUGAGAAAAAAAGAGUUUGCCGCUGAUAAUCACACAGUAUCAUCAUUGGUGAGCUUACUCACUGAUCCAAAUAUUGGUGAUGCAGACAAGGAAAAGACCUUAAUAUCUGUGAUCUGUAACAAUUGUUUUUUACUAAUCUUUGGGCUUGCUUUUACUGGAAUGGUGCUCAUGGAAACAGAUGUGGAUUAA
Molecule: messenger RNA, 660 nt
Organism: Chenopodium quinoa (quinoa)
Lineage: Eukaryota; Viridiplantae; Streptophyta; Magnoliopsida; Caryophyllales; Amaranthaceae
Product: pentatricopeptide repeat-containing protein At3g22470, mitochondrial-like
Exons: 3
Coding region: 1-660 (219 amino acids)
Molecular function (GO): protein binding
Source: RefSeq, a predicted model, not a curated record